GCACAGUGCAAUUGCAAAACAUAACCUACGUCGGGGUUGUUUUCGCAUUAGAGGGGUUGUUUUGGUCGCUCGCGAUAUAUUUUUGACAGCUAUCGCGGGACAUGAACUGUCACUAUAAACACGCGCGAUAAUCGCGAAAAUGGCUGCGCCUCAUCUAGGCGUGAGCGAUAUCGUUCACUUGAACGUUGGUGGCACCAGAUUCUCCACGUCUCGCCAAACGUUAACGUGGAUCCCGGAUUCGUUCUUUACAGCUCUGUUGAGCAACAGGAUUGACAGUCAUAAGGAUGAAACUGGGGCACUUUUUAUAGAUAGAGAUCCAAAGUUAUUUUCUAUUAUAUUGAAUUAUCUCCGUACCAAGGAUAUUGAUCUGAAAAAUGUAGAUAUUCGGACUUUAAGACACGAGGCCGAGUACUAUGGUAUCACUCCUCUAGUUAAACGCUUGAUGCUCUGCGAAGACUUGACUCAGUCAUCCUGUGGCGAUGUAUUGUUUUAUGGCUACUUACCACCUCCAUGCAUACCACUUCAAGAACCUAUUACUGUAACGUCAAAUGUCAGUGAUGUAUCUGUUCAUAUUAGAGUUGGUCCUAGUGCAAGCUCUAGACCCGAUGGACCAUCUACCUCGCAGCCUAACCAACCACACAUUGCCAAUCCUAUUAAUCAAAAUGCUACUGGUCCACAAAAUCACAAAGGAACAUUGGGAACACAUAUGAGAAAUUCUUCUUUAGAUUAUCGAUUGCCACAACGUGGUCUCCCACAUUCUCGCACACCAUCUCUAGAUCUAAGACACGUUAGAAACAAUUCGGCCGAUUUGAAUAAAUUAUAUAAAAACGAUAUUGGCCUUGUAUUUGGAUUACAACAAGCUUCAUCCUGGGUGGAUCCUUUGAGAGUGCAGAUCAUAAAAGCGCAUCACAACUGGAUAGUAAUCGCUUACGCGCACUUUAUCACAUGCUAUAGGCUAAAGGAUUCGUCCGGAUGGCAACACGUGUUCACCAGUCCGCAUAUCGAAUGCAUAAUAGAGCGCGUAGCCAUAAACGCGAAGAUGGGAAGUGGCGCAGACGGCAAGAUGGUAGCCAUCUCCUAUGGCAAUCAAGUAAGGCUGUGGGGUGUAUCCGAGGAAGGAAUCAAGAUCAAUGUAGGCACAUUCAACUUGAAUGUGCGCGUAGAAUAUCUAUUCUUCAUUGGUAGCCAAUUGGUCGCGUUAUCGCCGACCGGAAAAAUCGGCGUGUGGCACGCGAUGACUCAUCACUGGCAGAUACAAGAUGUAGUGCCCAUCCUAUCAUUUGACACAGCUGGAUCCUUUCUUUUAUUAGGUUGCAACAACGGGUCUAUUUAUUAUAUCGAUAUGCAAAAGUUUCCUUUGCGAAUGAAAGACAAUGAUCUGCUUGUUACCGAAUUAUAUCGAGAUCCGAGUUACGAUCCCAUAACUGCAAUAUCUGUGUAUUUAACGCCGAAAACAACAUCUGAGAGGGGAAAGGGAGGUCUUUGUGGAAAUUGGAUAGAAAUCGCUUAUGGGACGAAAUCUGGAAGUGUCCGUGUAAUCGUUCAACAUCCAGAAACAGUUGGCCAUGGUCCACAGUUAUUUCAAACUUUCACAGUACAUCAAAGUAGUGUAACCAAGGUAACACUUUCAGAAAAAUACUUGGUGUCGGUUUGCUCGGAGUAUAAUCACGUUAGAAGUUGGGCGGUGACUAGAUUUCGCGGGAUGAUUUCAACGCAACCGGGAUCAACGCCUGAAGCAAGCUUCAAAAUAGUUUCCUUGGAAGCAAUCGAUCCUUGCGUUAGCUACAACGCCGGCAACGACUUCGGGCCGUUUGGCGAACAAGAUGACGAGCAAGUGUUCGUGCAGAAGGUUGUACCCGAAACCGAUCAAUUAUUUGUUCGAUUAGCAUCGAAUGGAAAGAGAGUUUGCGUGAUACAAUCGGUGGAUGGUAGUAUUAUAAGCUCAUUUUAUGUGCACGAGUGUGAAGGCUCUAGUCGCAUGGGCUCAAGGCCCAGACGCUUCAUAUUCACUGGCCAUUCUAACGGCACUAUACAAAUGUGGGAUCUCACAACGGCAUUGGAUCCAUCUUUCAAUGCCACUCAAGAUACCUCUGGUGGACCUACACCAGAAGAGCUUUGGAAGUUAUUAGAUCAAUGCGACCUAAGCAACAGUCAUAGUUCGACACCUUGUAUCAGUCCGUCACCUUCGUUGAUCGCAGCCGGACCUAGAAUUAAGUCGAGCAACGUGUUGUUUCUUAAUCAGUCGCAAAAUCCAGACGCAACACCUGGACCAAGCCAAACGUAAGUACACGUCUGAUCAAACUAUGUGGCAAAAAAAUAUGCCAGAUAUACCGUGCUACUCCAUUAUCUGCAUUUAUUUUAUUUAUUUAUUUUAAUAAAUUACUAUUAAAAAACAAACUCAAAAACUAAAAGUCUGUAGUCAUAGUUCCUAAGUAACGUCUUUGCAUUUAUGUGUAACGAGACAACAUUACUCUACCGAAGUUCGCUAUUUAUCUAUUUAAAUAGUGCAAUUUAAAAAUAAUAUAGGAAAGAUGACUGCAUUAAACUUUACAAGUACAUAGUUGUAAAUUAUAGCUGUUAAUAUUGAAAUUAUUAUUUUAAUUUACCGUUUUACAUAAAUUUAAAUGGAUAUCUAUUAAAUUGUUUUAAGGGAGUUUGAUAUCUCGAUUAAUGAAUCAUUGUUUAUUGUUAUUAUCAUAACUAAAUUUUUCGAAAAAUUUAACUAAGAGAAAUAUUUCUCCUUCUGAGAAGGGUUUAUGUUGUUUAAAUUAUUUAUUAUUAUUUUUAAAUGAUUAUCUAUUCUUAGAAAGAUCAAUUUAGUGGUGUUCAUUUUUCAAUAUAAUAUUUAUACAUACUUCGUCUUAUGCAAAUCUGUUUGCUUCGUCUUAUGUAAAAGAAAUGGCAUAAACAUUCGAUAAAUUCAUAGACUGAUAGAUGAUACAAGUUAAAUGUUUUGUUUAGAAUUAUAUAUUCUGUAUCAAUGUUAUAAAGUGAAUGUGAAGAUAGUAGUACAUAAAAUUACAUCAUUUCAUUCUCUCGCGACAUUGAAACAAGAUUAACAAAUACUGUCAAAUUUUGAUGGACACUUAUAUAUAAUUAUUGUAAGUCGAAGUGACACCAUUGUUAUACAUUUCUAGCAAUUUUAUACUCUCUCUUUGACCAUAAAACACUUAAAUAUUACUUCAACAUUAUAUCGUUCUCAACAUUUCAUGAUCUCUAUGAACAUUAUUUAAAAAAUGUAUUUUCCAUGAUAUCUCUCGAUUAACAAAUGGUAUACAUUACGUAUGCAAUUAAAAAACAUUCAAGAACUGAAUAGCUCUCUUAUGUAUGUAUAUACGAGUACUCGUGUACUUUUGUUAUAGUUUUACUGCAUAUAUAAUGUAUACGUGUUUAUCAUAUAUAUAUGUAUAUGUACAUAAUAUAUAAUAUAUUGUAAUAUUGUUGCGCAACUGUUACUUCUGUGAUUUAACGAUGGUAAAUAAACUAUCAUGUAUAUGUGUAUGGCGGCA
Nylanderia fulva is the source of this 3509-nucleotide messenger RNA. RefSeq names its product BTB/POZ domain-containing protein KCTD3. The record is from RefSeq and is a predicted model, not a curated record. Gene Ontology annotation, biological process: protein homooligomerization. NCBI's taxonomy places the organism in Eukaryota, Metazoa, Arthropoda, Insecta, Hymenoptera, Formicidae. Gene Ontology annotation, molecular function: protein binding.